AAAAUGUAGAUGAAUUAAAGCUUGUUUAUAUCAAGGUACAGAGCGCACGAUACCACCCUACCUAACAAUCGUCCUAUCGGCCCAUUCCGAGGCAGUGGCACAACGUCAUGAGAUUGCCCUUGCCUUUCCGGGUGCUGAUUGAUGCAGCAAGCGGGAAAUUAACUGCGGUGCAGUGCAGUCUAAUACAAGUACUGUACAGUGUACAUUGCAAUGCAAGCAAGGGCAGCUCGAAACACGGGAAAGUUCAAACUAAACGCAGUUAUCCUUCAAACACACAAAAGCCGAACAAGAAAAACAAAUAUUGUGAAAGUUCUCCUAGCGGUCAGAAGUCGUUCCAGCUAUUGUACCAUUCCUCCCCCGCGUCAUUCUCCUGAGUCCUGUGCAGCACCCGGUGACCUAGCCAAGCUCCGCCAACUCGCAGUAAUCUGGGCAGAAAGGAGGCAGUCGUCCCAGUUUUUGGUACGCCAUGAGCACGACACACGAGCAUUCCCUAGGAUCAUAAGAAGACGAGACGUCCAGCUGGGACGAAGUUUGUUGUGACGUUGUGCAAGGCUGAAGCGGAAAGCGGACUCGAGGUCGCAGCUGGGGACAGUCUACGUUGCCCAAGCAUCUCGAAUCGAAGCAUGGCACAACGCAAUGAGGAGUCAGUUUCGCCGAUGACAAGAAGCCCACGCUCAGAAUCCCCUGUAAAUUCGAACACUUCGACUGCCAACGGAUCAGCAGCUGUACGACAAUCCGGUCUGCGGACUGUGCUGAGCUCUGAAGGGACAUCGGAAGCCUCACCCGAGAUCACACUCAACCCCCCGACUGGAAACGGUACCACAAGCAAGCAUUCUACAGAGGCGAUAGACUACAUCAAUGGAGGAAUUCCUCACGAAGCCACCCUCCCAAAUGGGCAGCUUGACGGGGCGACUGGUUCACCGCAUUUACAAUCAGCUCUGAAGCACACCGGAUCGUUCCCGGGAGACCCAAAUGCAUUAGGAGCCGGCACAUCUACUCCGCCAGGUCGAAGAAGUGUACAAUUCAAAAGGCAUGACCCUGCAGCGGAAUAUUCGGGACAUAUCAGACAAGAAUCGUGGGAGGAUGGCGAAACCCCAAGCAAGGACAGGCGUGGGCAGUCUCUCAUGUCAAAGCUGAAGGCAUUAGCAUCGACAGGUAGCUUGCAGACCCAUAGUAGGAACCAGAGCAAUACGGCAAAUUCUUUCGAAGACGGCACUGGAUCCGCUCCGCUGUCUCCAACAAUAGAGCGAAACUCGAGGUUUCCACAUACAUUACAGGAAGAAGGCAGUGAUGCGGAUGCUGAUGCGGAGGAGACAGCGGAUGAGGGGAAUGGGAAUGCAAAUGUUCGAGCCAAGCGGAAGCGUCGUUUUCGACGACCGCAAGAGAAUCCAGCAAGUCAGACCGCACCAAACACACCAAGAGCGAGGAAUAUGGGGCAGAUAGACUCUCCUGGCGGCAGCAAUCGUGGCAUUCCUUUCCUCCCGCGCCGAGCCACCGAUGGAUCGUUUGAGCAAAGAGGGCAUUUGUCUGAAGGAGAAGGACGAGAUAGACUCAAUAGCCAGAGUGCUUGGCGACGAGGUAGCUCAUGGAUUGGUGGUGGUCGAGGUCCCAGCUAUGGUGGGCAGCAGCCGGGCCCUGAUAUGGACGGUACUCCUGGCCAUACACGAAGACCCAGUAACUUCCGGCGGAUGACUGGACUCGGAGGAGGGGGCCAGAGCGAAGGAGAAGUUCAAACUCCCAGACGGCCUUUCCUUGGUGCCGAACGAGCAACUACAUUCGGUGCCCAGCGCUGGCGGAUGUUGAAGCAUGGGCUCAAGCUGCUAGGACAGAAAAAGGAAGAACACAAGAUUGACUAUCUAAAGUCUGCAGAACUCAUGGCUGAGUUAAGAGCAGGUGCCCCAGCAGCACUGAUGUUGGCUAGCAUGAUCCAACGUGAUGAACAUGGCAACAAGAGGAUACCAGUACUUCUCGAACAACUUAAGCUACAUAUCUCUGAUAGCACACCGGGAAUUGAAGAUCCAUCCGAAACAGAGCGGCAUCUUGUAUUUCGGAUUGAGCUUGAGUAUGGAAGUGGAUUGAAUCGUAUGAAAUGGGUGAUCCACAGGUCGCUCAGGGAUUUUGCCAAUUUGCAUCUACGCUAUAAACUUCAAGGUAGUAGUGACAAGUACAUCCAACUCCGAAGCGACAUCGAUUCACGACCGAAGCAACCCCGCUUUCCAAAAUCUACCUUCCCAUACUUCAGGGGCGUACGAGGCCUCGGCGAGAGCUCCGAGGAAGAAGCUGAAAAUGCUCCUACCGCAGAUGAGACUGUAGGCGAAGCAACGCACAGUGAGACUGAACGAAAGAAGAAGAAACGUCGACCGUCUCUUGUUGGAAAUCGCCGUAAAACUAGUCUCAUUGGGAUAGAUCUUGGCUCCAAUGCGAAUGAUGAGUUAGCUGCUGCUCAACAGUCGAGACAAUUCGUCGAAAAGCAGCGGAGAAGAUUGGAGCAAUAUCUGCAAGAAAUGAUCAGAUGGCUCAUCUUCAGAGCAGACAGCAACCGACUUUGCCGUUUCCUUGAGCUGUCUGCACUAGGAGUGCGACUGGCUGCUGAGGGAAGCUAUCAUGGCAAGGAAGGCUAUUUGGUCAUUCAAUCUGCGAAAGGCCUGGACAUGAGGAGACUGCUCACGCCUCAGAAGAUAUUUACUCGCCACUCCCCUAAAUGGUUCUUGGUAAGACACAGCUAUAUUAUUUGUGUCAAUUCGCCAGAAAACAUGCACAUUUACGAUGUGUAUUUGGUAGAUCCGAAGUUUGAGAUUAUCAGAAAGCGCAGCAAGCUAUCAGAGAUGCGUGGUAAAGAACUACUGGACAAAGCCGAGACAGCAACGAAGCAUCCUCAACACCACAGCCUCAAGUUACAGAACUCCGAGCGAAAGAUCAAGCUUCUAGCCAAGAACGAAAGGCAGCUGAGGCAAUUCGAAGAGUCGAUUACUUACAUGUUGAGCACUACUCCGUGGGCCAAGCCAAACCGCUUCGGAAGCUUUGCUCCUGUGAGAACUGGAACAUAUGCUCAAUGGCUUGUUGACGGCCGAGACUACAUGUGGAAUGUCUCCAGAGCUAUCAACCAGGCGAAAGAUGUCAUCUAUAUCCACGAUUGGUGGCUGAGUCCUCAACUGUAUAUGCGAAGACCUGCGGCAAUCAGCGGGAAGUGGCGUCUUGAUAGACUGUUGAAGCGGAAGGCCGAAGAAGGUGUCAAGGUCUUUAUUAUUGUCUACAGAAACGUAGAAGCUGCCAUUCCGAUUGACUCCGAGUUCACUAAGUUCUCGAUGUUGGAUUUGCAUGAGAAUGUCUUUGUACAACGAUCACCCAACCAGUUUAAGAAGAACCAGUUCUUCUUCGCACAUCACGAGAAGAUAUGCAUUGUCGAUCAUUCGGUUGCUUUUGUUGGUGGUAUUGAUCUCUGCUUUGGCCGUUGGGACACUCCUCAGCACUCUGUCGUCGAUGACAAGCCUACAGGAUUUGAACAGUCAGACCUUCCAAAAGAUGCAGAUCACUGUCAGCUUUGGCCUGGGAAAGACUACUCGAACCCUCGAGUGCAGGAUUUCUACCAGUUGAACGAACCCUAUGCAGAAAUGUACGACAGAUCUAAGACACCUCGAAUGCCGUGGCAUGACAUUUCGAUGCAAGUCGUUGGUCAGCCAGCAAGAGAUCUUACCCGCCAUUUCAUCCAACGGUGGAACUACAUCCUUCGCGGAAGAAAGCCUACAAGACCGACUCCAUUCCUACUGCCGCCCCCCGAUUACACUGAAGCUCAACUUGAAGCUUCCGGUUUGACAGGCACUUGUGAGGUUCAAAUUCUCCGGUCAGCUGCCGAUUGGUCACUUGGAAUCACCGAAGUCGAGCACAGUAUCAUGAAUGCUUACUGUAAAAUGAUCGAGGAAUCGGAACAUUUUGUCUAUAUGGAGAACCAGUUUUUCAUUACCAGUUGCGAGACCAUGGGUGUCAAGAUGACCAACAAGAUUGGCGAUGCAAUUGUUGAGCGUGCGAUCCGAGCCUUUCAGAACAACGAAAGUUGGCGUGCGAUCAUACUCAUCCCUCUUAUGCCGGGGUUUCAAAAUACUGUAGAGCAACCAGAAGGCACAAGCGUGCGGUUGAUAAUGCAAUGCCAGUUCCGCAGUAUCUGUCGUGGGGAAAGCUCGAUAUUUGGACGCCUUAGAGCUGCCGGUAUGGACCCAGAAGAUUAUGUCUCAUUUCACAGCCUUCGAUCCUGGGGCAAGAUUGGACCUAAGCAAAUGCUUGUGACUGAGCAGCUGUACAUUCACGCAAAAGUCAUCAUUGUUGAUGACCGAAUUGCUUUAAUAGGUUCGGCCAACAUCAAUGAACGUUCUAUGCUAGGACUGAGAGAUUCUGAAUGUGCUGCUGUCGUUCGAGACACAGACAUGCUCUGGUCGACCAUGGAUGGGGAACCAUACCUCGUUGGGCGCUUUGCUCAUACGUUACGGAUGCGACUUAUGCGGGAACAUCUGGGUCUCGAUGUGGAUGCUGUAUUGGAAGAAGAUCGCAAAGCAGAAAUGGAUCGGGAAGAAGCAGAAUUUGAGACUCGCAUGAACGGUAUCUAUCAAGAAAAUGAUAGUGAUGCGGCGAAGCCGUCUCGUCCAAACGAGGACCACGUUACAGAUGCUGUCAAUGAAGAAGGUCUACACAGCUUCAAUCACGACGUCGACUGGGAGCAAGAAGGUAACCCCAACCUCCAAGCAGAAGCUUACAAAUCUGUUACCUCCGACAAGCGAGUCACCAACAACGCCAAACAUGCAGCUGAAGUUGACGGCGAGAGUCCCGAUAACUGGAAGACGGCCAAGAAAUCUGGCCUAGAUCGUGGAAGAGAUUCGGUACUGGUUGAGGGCGGCCGUGAGGUAUUGAUGACUGAUAUUGCCUCGGAGGGCAAAGGCACUUUGAACCAUCCUGCAAGACCUCACGCUCGAUCUUUGGCCAAUAAGCAUGACAAUGACGAUAGCACUGGUGGAAACGAUGGCUUGCCGCCAAUACCACGAUUUCCAAGAAGGACUACAGAGCAGUUGGGCCUUAGUCAACUCUCUCAACUUCCACCUCUUCCUGCACUUGAUGACACAGAUAUUGGUGGCCCACCGGUACACUUCGAUGCUGCAGGAAACUCGAUGCCGAAACCAUUCAAUCCAUUGACGGCAGAUAUCCAACCUGUAAAUAUAGACAAGGACUGCAUGCGAGAUCCUCUUAACGACACUUUCUACUACGAUGUCUGGCUUCGGGCUGGAGGAAACAACACUAAGAUCUUCAGACAAGUGUUCAGGUGCAUGCCAGAUAACGAGGUCUCAAAUUGGCACGAGUACCAAGAUUACAUGGCAUAUGCCGAGCGAUUUGCGGAGGCACAAGGUGAUACCAAGAGCACCGAAAGACAAGGGGAAGAAGCCCCAGGGAAGAGUGGGCCACCCGGAGCUUCGAUGGGUGGUAAUGGGGUGAUUUCUCAUGCAGCCAGCCAUCUUACCGAGAAGAUUCAUGGACAUGACAACCAACAUCCCCUGGGGACUGUUGCUGAAUGGGCUGAUGACGCUGACAGACGCAAUACAAAGCAACACAAUGCUUCGGCUACUCUUGAGGCAGAUAUCAAUGGCCAGCUAGAUGGUACGAAUGAGAAAGCUGCAACUGGCCGAGCGUCAGAUGAAGCACCAUCCCCAGUCCAACCAGUUGGAGAUGAGACUUUCCCUUCGCUCGACUCCACAAUGCUUAGCCCUCCUGCUAUCGAUUCUGAGAAGAACACACAACAACAUCGGAAAACUACAUUCUCUUCAACGACAUCUGGGGACAAGGAAAGGAGUAGUACCAUUGGAGGGAGCACAUUGGUCAAUCAUGGUUCUACAAAGAAGCGCCGCCGUGGAACUACGAAAGGGAGCCGAAAAGGUUUCUCUGGUAGUGAUGAUCUAUUGAGCAGAGUGGAUGCUGAGGAACUUCUCAGUCUGGUGCAAGGCCACCUGGUCAUGUUCCCAUACGACUGGCUUGUCAAAGAAGAGCUCAACUCUAACUGGCUGUAUCAAGUAGAUCAGGUGGCGCCUCUACAGAUUUAUAAUUAGAUAUUGUAACGGCCAGAUAGCCUUGUAAUUUUGUAUGAUUGGUAUAACACAGGGAAAACUUGCAUAGCAUGGUACAGGGUAUUUGUACAUUCUACAUGGAGCAA
Molecule: messenger RNA, 6187 nt
Organism: Cadophora gregata
Lineage: Eukaryota; Fungi; Ascomycota; Leotiomycetes; Helotiales; Ploettnerulaceae
Gene: SPO14
Product: Phospholipase D1
Exons: 2
Coding region: 624-6083 (1819 amino acids)
Biological process (GO): cell motility
Molecular function (GO): catalytic activity; phosphatidylinositol binding
Source: RefSeq, a predicted model, not a curated record